Molecule: messenger RNA, 1824 nt
Organism: Hymenoscyphus albidus
Lineage: Eukaryota; Fungi; Ascomycota; Leotiomycetes; Helotiales; Helotiaceae
Source: the annotation of a GenBank genome assembly
AUGGCGGCCACUUCAACCACUCCAAUCAACGAGACCGACCCGGCCGCAACCAUCGCACCCUUCGCUACCUUGCUUAAUGGAGUCAGUCAACCGAUGAACAUGCUCUUCAAAGAUAUCAGUUGGUGGACGUUUGGCAUUUUUGGCCUCACGCUCUUAACGAUCCGGCUAGGACAGAGGGCGUUGGCCCACAUACGACAUAUGUCAGCUAUGAAUUUACCAGGGGAUGCGCAGCGGUACUGGGCCAUCAACGAAUAUUCAUGGUGGUGGAAAUUCAAGAAGCAUAUGCUGUAUGCCCCUCUCAAGAACAAGCGCCACAACCGAAACAUCCAACUCUCCAAAUUCGGAAAUAUGGGAACGAUUCCCUCUCGCUUCCACACCCUUCUCAUCACCAUUUUUACUGGCGGUAACAUUGCUUUCUGCGCCUACCUCAGUUACGACCGACCCAACCAUUACUCUGUCGUUGCAGAGCUCCGUGGCCGAACUGGUGUUAUGGCAGUAGUAAACAUGAUUGCUCUUACCAUCUUUGCUGGUCGCAACAAUCCCCUCAUCGGUCUUUUGCAAAUCAGCUUCGACACCUAUAAUCUUAUGCACCGAUGGAUUGGAAGAAUAAUUGUCGUCGAGAUCAUUGUGCACACGGCUUGUUGGGCCUAUGUCAAGCACGCAGCUACAGGAUGGGGAGGAAUGUGGGAGAUGAUUCAACACGAUCCUUUCAUUUUAUGGGGAUCAAUCGGUACCGUUGCAAUGGUUCUUCUCGCCAUUCAAGCUUUCUCCCCCAUCCGACAUGCCUUUUACGAGACGUUCCUCAACAUCCACAUCAUCCUCGCAGCUGUAGCAAUGGCAGGAACAUGGAUCCACUGUGAAGUCGCCCACCUCCCUCAAGUUCCUUGGAUCCAAGCUAUCGUCAUCCUCUGGGCGGUCGAGCGUGCCUAUCGUUUCUUCAACCUCAUCUACACCAACUGGGCUUCACAAGAAGGCUUUACUCGCGCCACCGUCGAGUCCAUGCCCGGAGAAGCCUGUCGAGUAACAAUGCACCUCCCGAAAAAAGUCAAUAUCAAACCGGGAACGCACGCCUACCUUCGCUUCUCUGGCAUCGGCCCAUGGGAAUCGCAUCCCUUCUCCGUUGCCUGGAUCCAUCACAAACCCAAGAACACCACCACGCUCCCCAUAACCGAGAAACCAGAGGCUGAAUCCGAGUCCGAGAAAGCUCUUCGUGAACCAGACAUGGUAACAGACGUCUCCUUCGUCAUCCACGCCCAAAGCGGAAUGACGCGCCAACUUUACAACGCAGCCGAAAAACACGGCGCCUCAGGAAUGGUCAUCAAAGCCGCAUUCGAAGGACCCUACGGCGGCCACCACUCUCUCGAUUCAUACGGCCAUACCGUCCUCUUCGCCGGCGCCUCAGGAAUCACCCAUCAAAUACCCUACAUCAAGCACCUCAUCACGGGCUUCAACAACGGCACCAUCGCCACACGAAGAGUCACACUAAUCUGGAUCAUCCGUGAAUCCGAUCAUCUGGAAUGGGUGCGUCCGUGGAUGGAUCAAAUCCUCAAGCUGCCACGCCGUCGCGAGAUCCUGCAAGUCAAGCUAUUCGUCACGCGACCCAAGAAUCCACGCGAACUGCAGAGUCCGUCGUCGACGGUGCAGAUGUUCCCUGGACGACCGAAUGUCAAGCUGUUACUAGAGAACGAGGUCCAGGAACAGAGGGGUGCGAUGUGCGUCACGGUCUGUGGACCAGGUGGUUUGGCGGAUAAUGUUCGAGAGGCUGUGAGGGAGGUGCAGGAUUUGGGGGUGGUGGAUUUUAUAGAGGAGAGUUUUACUUGGUAG